GCGGGUGGCGGCGGUGACGGGGGCGGUGCGAGGCUCCCCUCAGCGCCUCGGCCCGGCGGUUGCGAGGGUCCCCGCUGGGGCGGGGCGGGGGGUCUGGCAUCAUUAGGGGCCCGGUGGGUUUGGGGCUUCCCGUAGCGGCAGGGCUGUUGCCCCGGCAGCCCUCGGGUCCCCACAGCCGCAGCCCUGACAUCUGGUUAGGGGCAGAAGGCCUGGCAUCUCAGGAGCUGAUCCUCCCCCUGUGUGGGGCUGGGGGCCUCGGUUAGAAACCCCGCUGUUGUAGGGGAGGAUUGAGGGCCUUGACGUUUGUUUUGCCACAGCAGGGCCAGCAGAGAGACCCACGUAGGUAUUGUGGUGGGUCUGAGCCCCUGCAGCAGAUGAGGGUGGGGAAGGGCUGCUGCUGUAGGCACAGGUUGGGUCUCCUGUGUUGUGAGGGUGUGUGGGUGUAGGUCAGGACCCUCUCCUCUAUUCUUUUUUAUGCAGGGAUCCCUGUGGCUAUAGACACAGCCAGCAGGUGGGUAGCUUAGAGAUUCCCCUCAGGAUCAAGAGAUCUCAAUUCAGGGCUCUGAGAUCACUGGAAGUUUCAGAUCGGCACAGCUUUAUUUCAAACACCCCAUAGGCAAAGUGUAGGACGGGGCUGCCUGCAGGUUCUUGUGGCACACAGCCAGGCCACAAACCGUGUGGGACUGCGGGAUCCUCCAGGAGUCCUUCGCACGUGGCGCUCUGCUUGCAGCUGGGGACGAGGGACGAGCACUUCAGCCUGCUGCUGGAAGCAGUGCCCACCAGGGGCAAACCCGUGACAGCACGUGACGAGAGAACGCUGCAGUGAUCAGAAUUAGCCAGGAUGGGGAACAUCACCUGCCUUUUCCUGGUCACAGGCCCCAACACGUGCCUCCUUCACAGACUGAUGUGCAGAAGGGGCAGGUGGAAUUGGCCAGCAGAUAGUUCAUUUUCAUGGCACAGUUGUGGCUCUUCUAUGCCUGGAACUGAUAAUAACCAUGUCAGCUCAGGAGGACAGAUGGGUUUCUUCCUUCUCUUUCCUGCUCUUCUGUGCUGUCUCCAUUCCAAUGCUGGGAAGUGCAAGUCUGCUACAGGAGUUGAGCCCCCACGAGUAUUUCAGUGGCUUGCAAGCUAGCAAGGCUUCCCUGGCUUACUUCAGCCAUACUGUUUCUCCUGGUGCCCAGCCCUUCUUGGAACAGAUUGAAAACUCGGUUGAGGCUCUGCACGACUAUGGCAUUUCAGUGGUGAAGGUCAAGUGUCCCAAAGAGGAUGUCUCAAGAUACUGUGGAAAAGAGAAUGCAUUAAGGAAAGCCUACCUUUUCAGAGGUAACGUUCUGAUCAGAGAAUUCCCUACUGAUGCCUUGUUUGAUGUGAACUCCAUUGUUGCUAAUGUUCUUUUUGCCCUGCUAUUUAAUGAAGUUAAGUAUGUUGAAACACUGAUGGAUCUUCAGAACAUAGAAAAUGCACUGAAGGGGAAAUCAAACAUGGUCUUCGCAUAUGUACCAGCUACUGGAACAGCAGAGCACAGAGCUGUGAUGGAGGUGGCUUUUGUCUAUGGAACUGUCCACCAGUUUGUUCUAACAACUGAGGCAACACUGCUGAAAGACACUGGCAGCAAGGAGCCUGAUGUAUCAUCUGCCCAGCUGUUGUUCUGCCAUUGCCAGCAGGCCACAGACCUGGCACAGCCCUGCAGGAGGACACCCUUGGAGCAGGAUCUGACAGUGCUAAACAUCCACAGACACCUCAAACUCAUGGGAGCUCCUCUUGUGACUGAAGUUGCUGAAGACCCAGAGAAAGUUUCCACUGUUCACUUACAGCUUGGGCUACCACUUGUGUUUAUCCUCAGCCAGAAAGAAACUUAUGAGGCAGACAGGAGAACAGCAGAAUUUUUGGCCUGGAAACUUCUGGGGAAAGCAGGAGUUGCCAUUUUGUCCAGGGACCGUGUGGAUUUGAACAUUCUGCGGCAGACAAAUGUUGCUCUCAAAACACCAGAUGAGGGAGUGCCAAUCAAAUACCUGGUCUUGGAAGAUACUGAGGAAGUUAUAACUCUGCUGGAAGAUAAAAGCAAGGUUAAACAAAUCCAGGAGAAUGAGGAUGAAGAUGAGGAAGAUGAGGAUGAAAAAGAGAAUGACAAUCAAGACAUGCAGGAUGAUCAGGUGGUGGAAGCAGUUUCCAGGGACAAGAAGCGAGAGCUGCCCCUGGAUCAGAUCCUUACCCUGACAGAAGAGACCUUUCACUCUGCCAUGUUGGAAGCUGCCCAGACAGUGGUGCUGUUUUAUGCCAGCUGGGAGGCAGUGUCCCUGGCAGUGCUACAGUCUUACACAGAGGUGGCUGAUCACCUGAAAGGAACUCAAGGGAUUUUGCUCUCUCGAGUAAACUGCUGGGACUGGCCUGGUGUUUGCACAAUGGAGAAUGUCACUCAGUUUCCUACCAUAAAGAUUUACAAGAAGGGAGAACAACCAAUAACGUACAAUGGCAUGUUGGGAACUGAAGAACUGACCAGUUUCAUCGUGUUGAGCCAAGUUUCCUGCCCUCUGAAGCUGGCAACGAUUGAUGAAGCAGAACGGUAUUUAAGAGGAGAGCUUCCAUCUGAGCUGUCAUCCUAUCACCACUCUUUGGUUCUAGGAGUAUUCAGCACAGCAACAAGUAAAGUCAGGGAAGCCUUCGCAGAGGCAGGAAGCAUCUUAAGUGGACAUGUAACAACAGGGAUGUAUUUCGAAGAUGAUGUCUUGGCUUUGUCCCAUAAAUAUGCAGUGUCUCCUCCUGCCCUCCUCCUUGCCAGGAGCAGCAGUCAGAGCGUGGAAGGCAUCGCUUUGUCCAAGCAGACUGCACAGGACAUCGUGCAGAUGAUCAGAUAUGAACUGCUGGACCUUUUUCCAGAAAUCACCGUGCAAAAUCUGCCCCACUACUUGCAACUCAGAAAGCCUUUCCUCAUCUUGUUUAGCGAUGGUGACAUUGGUCAAACAGAAAGCAAGGAAAUGCUGAAACUGGCAAAAGAGAAAUCUCAGCAAACAUUUGUGUCAUGCUGGCUGAACUUGAAGAACACUCCAGUGGGCCGUGGGGUCCUGAAGGCGUACUUUGCCACCAUACCUUCAUUGCCUGCUCUUGUCUGGGUGAACCUUCAUGCUGGAGGUCAAGUAUUUAAGUUCCCAUCAGAGCAGUCUAUCACUGAAAUGAACGUCUUGUCUUGGCUGGAGAAACUGAAGGCAGGACUGGAGAUUCCCAGCAGUACCCUGUCUGAGGAAGACUGGAAACCACCUCUUCCUGCUUACAAUUUCCUCCAGAUGAUGGAGGCCGCAGGGCCCGAAUUCACCCUCCAUACCUCCUCUCACCAAAAGGAUGGACAGGAGCAGCAGCAGCUGGAAGGCUCUGAAGAAAAAGCCACAGUCAGAGAGGAACUGAGUGAGGAAGUCGGGGUGACAGCAGAGAAAGCCCAGGGCCCUGGGAGGGACCUGCGGGGGACAGCCCCGAGGUUGGCAGGGAGGGAAAAGCAGGCCAGGAGGCACAGUGAGCUGUGAGAGUGGGAGGCUGUGGGACAGUGCCCAGAACGCUCUCUUGCUUUCUCAGCCCUCAGUGAGCCUUUGCAGCAGAGAGAGAAGUGAGUUCAACUGUAAAUUAACAGAAAUGGCCCUUAAGUUUCAGUCUAAGUUCUGUGUUGCAGUGUGUUGGUAGUUCUGUGGUACCUGUGAUUUCUGAUAGCAGAAACACAUCCAUAUGACAUGUAGCUUGGCCCUCCUGGGUGCAUCCAUGUUGCAUUUCACAGUAAGUUGUGAGAGCAGGUCUUCAUGAAGGUUGCUGCUGAGUUCUGCCUGCCUGUUCAUUAAUGGAGAGGCAGAGUGAGCUCACUUGGCGUGCUGAGGGCUUGCCCACACAGAAAUUAUCCCAGAAAAGUUGAAACACUGCAGCUUUUCUUCACAGCUUCUGUAUAUCUGAGCAGGAAGAGAGUGAGUGAUUCCAGGAUAAAGAACAUUCAUCUUCCCUUCGUUUCAGCAGAGGCUCUACAGACCUGUAUUGGCAAGCUCUGCUCUCCAUAAACAGUUAAAUCUGCACGGUAACUGUGCAGAGCUGGAAGGGCAAACAUACCUCUGGCUGGAAGGCUGAAGUGUUUAAACUGACAUGCGAUUGUUUACACCUGAGUGGUGAACUGAAUCCAUGAGUGUUCUCAUUCCCAGGAGUAACAGCAUAUCUGGCUAAAGCAGCUUUAUUAUGAAGAGCCCAGGUCAUCACAACAGCUGCGAGUACCCAAAAUAAAAAUUUGCCAGCAAAGCCCAAAGGCGGGCAGAUUGGAAGAUGGCUUUGCUCAAUGCUGGCAUUUUCUUGGUUGUGAGCCCAGGGGGUUAUUUACAGCUUCUGCUAUUUUUCUUUGGUCUCGGUAACAGCAGUGAGGUUGGUGCCUUCUGAGCCAAGGAUGGUGCAGGAAAUGAGGUCUGCGGAAAGACCAGUGCAGAGAUAAGGGGAGAGAAGUGAGAGGCAAGGCUGGCAGUGCUGGGGACAGGUGGUGCCAGUGUGGGACAGAGCUGUUUCACAUCCUUCUGGUGAUGAGUGGGAGAUUUGGGGCGUGGGGAAGUGGCACUUCAGCCUCUGCUCCUUUCCUUGGGACUCUCUGAUUCUGUGCUGCAAGAUAGCAUGGGAUAUGACCUGGGCAGAGCAAUGUUUUAGGAAGAAAGCUUUGUCUAAUUCCACUAAUGGCCACAACAGUCUUCCCACUGCCUUUAGUAAACAUCUGCUCUGUUCCACAGCCCUGCUGAGAUGUGAGGGGAGGGUCAGAUCCUCCCCCUCCUUAUGGCUCUGAAGCUACUGGUGAGGGGAAAAAAUGAUGUUAAGGAUCUGCUGAGAGCCCUGUGAAGUCUCUCUCGUCCUGCAGGCAGCCCACAUAGAUGGGAAUAUUUUGAAAUGCCAAGGAAUAGACCAUUAGUCCUGUGCCCUCCAUGCAGCCCGUAAUUGAAACAGACCAUUUUUGGACUCUGACAGGCUCAGAGCCAGAAUGUAUGUAUUUAAAGUAAUAAACUGUAGUAUGCAGUACACAGUCUUCCAUGCAACUGCAUUUUCCCAAGAAAAGGAGUAGGUCAGUGUGCAAGCACAGCCUCUUUGAGUUCCCAUCAUUCCUCUGCAACUCGAAGUUGUAACACUGUGCUCCAUGACCUGUACACGGGUCAUUUCCAGCACUAUCCCAGCACUGGUGGCUGCUUUACCUCUUACUGUAUCACUCUUCAGGCAGACAAAGUGCAAUGUUUGGGUUUUUCACUCAUUUCUUAAAUAAACUCUUAUCUCAAGUUCAACUUGAGAUCUGCAUUUGUGUCCUGGACCAGCGUGUCUAGGAUGGAAGCAGGCUUCCAGGAAGGCUCCUUAGCUGCUGAGUGCAGUUGCAGGAGGAUCACUGACUUAGCAGAUUUUGUGCAAUACCAGGAGCCUUCCCGGAUCCCCGCUGCUUUUGGCUGCGUGUCAUUUUUUAUCACAGAUCUUCUUCGCUCAGCAUCCAAGUAGGAACCUGUCACUAGGGGUCAGUGCCACAUCUCAGUUCUGCCUGGAAGAAUUGCUGCCUCUCGUUAUGCUGCUUAAUUGAUCCUGGAGAACUGCCAUCAAAGCAAUGGGGGUCCAGGAAACUGAUACCCUGUGGGGGUGCUGAUGGCUGAGGGCCUGUUUGCUGCUGGGGGGGCAGUGGCUGCAGAAAGCCUAAGGGCUGGGGGGCUCACAGCUCUAGGGGUUUCAGCAUCCAUAUCACCAGUGGGUCCCCCAGCCCUGAGCCUCCCAGCAGGGAGGUGCCAGGAGCACUGAGCUCAGCCAGCAGCUCUCUGCAGCCACUGCUGUAGGCACCAGGGAGGAGACAUGCUUGGCCACAUCUCAUGGCCAUUAGCUGUGUUAGGUGGGGCUGCUGGCCCUGAGCACAGGUGUGGGUCAGGGUCCUGGGCUGCAUCAGGUCGCAUGGGUUUGGUGCUGGUUUGGCUGUUUCUUUAAGCACAAAAUAUCUUUGUUGUUGUGUAGCUCAAGCGGGCACUUAUGGCAUGGAGGAAUCUUUACAGGCAUGCAGGUACCAGGAUAUGUGCAUAUAGAGAGAAAAUGUUCUGCAUAUUGAGAGCAGUUUGUUGUCUGCAUCUUACAGCCUUCUCAUUCACUGGCAGCAGCAGUCCUGCAUUGUGUUCGUUUUAGUAGCUGUGGCUCUGGGAAGACCAACAUGGAAAGAAAUAAUAAAUGCUUAUGGCCCCAAGUGAAAAGAGAGCUGAGGAAGAAGAGCUCUGCAUCCCAGGGCAGCUGAGAGGUGUCUGAGGUGUCUUUGAUUGAACAGAAGAUAAAAUAAGGAUACAAAACGAGGAUUACGUGGCUGUGUUUGAGUGCAAAACAGUUUAACUCAGUGCCCAGCACUGUACGGAGUGCUCCAGGAGCUGUGGUCUGACUGAGCAGCCAUCCUCAUCAGCAGGGAAGGAGAGGAGUGCUCACUGCAGGGACUAAGGGAGCAUUUAGGAUGAGCAUUGUGCUUUUCACGUUUAAUGAGCUUUUAGAACUGUUAUGGAGUGUUCCUGGUCUGUGGCUCAGCUGGUGGGCAGCAGACUGAUCCCCUUGGAAGCCAGCCCUGGGGGCUUGGCUGCGUGACCAUGGUCCCCACAGGACAUCAGAAAGCAGUCACGUCUCUUCUUGCAGCUUUGUGACCCUCUGGGUGAACCACAGCUUUUCUCAGGUGGGAUCGAAGGUACACAUGCCAAAUCUGCUGUUCUCAACCAUCUCUGCCUCAGUGUCCCAGACCACCAAUGGCCACAGACCUUACUGUGGCUGUGCAAUGGGAAUACAGCUGUAGGAUGGCUAAAGAUGUGGCUGCAACAGGAGGAAGCAUGCAGGAGCAGAUGUCAUGGGAAGGACACAUGUGCCUGUGUGUGGGCAGCUGCCAGCGCUGCCAGGAUGUGAACCAAGACAAGAGCUGGUGGCCUGGCUUGUGUCACUUGUGCUCAUCAGUUCCUGGUGCCACAGGGAUGGAGCGUCUGGCGGGGCUGGGGGAAGGAGGAGGAGGAUGGCAGCCUUCCUGGAGCUGUGGCUGGGAAAGAGCUAUCAGCUGAGGCUCUCUUGAACAGCCCUGGUGGUGAGGGGCACAAGGCAGGUGGGCCUCAGCCCUCAUUCAGAAACAUCCAAUUUUAAAAGGGUGACACAAAGCAUCAGGCUGCAAUCCCAGGGCUCGGAGCAGAUGGGAGAAGGGAAGGAGCUGGUGUGGUGUUGGCAUGGCCAGAGGUGGCAGAGGAGCUGUGCUGACGCACGUCUGGGACAGGGAGGGUGCAGGAUGGAGCUGGGAUGUGAGAUAACGAGUGGCCGUGGGGCGGGCCGGGUUUCCUUAUUGCUGAGGAUGUGUGCCUGAUGCUUCCAUUGAUGAAAAUACAGCUGUGCUCCCGAUCGUGGCCAGGGGAGAGAUGGGAACUGUGGUUCACUACAGGGCAGCUGCCACAGAUGGCUUCAUGUGUGUCCUGCUCAGCCAGACGGGCUGGAUCCCUCCUCCUUCCUCCCCAAACACCUUCUUGCUCUAUUUUCCCUUCCCAACAAACAGAUGUCACAUCCCAGCAUCUCCUCCUGGGGUUACAUCCAUAGCCCUGAGGUGUCUCGCUCCGUCCCCAGGCUGAGUGAUGCGGGUGUCCAUAUAGGAAACUUGCCCAGCCUGAGAAGCCAGAAGAAGAGGAGCUCAAGUUGGAAAAGCAGGAAUCAGAAUGGGCCAACCAAGGCAGAAGUGGGGACGGAGCGCAGGUGGCGAGUCCUGCAGUGCCACGUGGCUGCUCAUUGUUCAUUGUUCCCUCCUGGCUGAGCGGAGCCAGCGCUGGGACAGGACACGAUAAGGGAGGAGAGGGCACUGCUCUGGUUCCUGCUCCCCGACAGCUUGUUUCCUCACUCACCUGACCUCUCCUUAGGUAAACUCAGUGCUUUGCCUCUUACAGUUUGCUUUGCUCUCAACACAACGCGGGGCUCUCAGAAAACAGCCCGGCUCUAUUAAUAGCCCACAGGGUUGCCAAAUCCCUUCUGUAUGUUGAAAGAACGGCCGUAACACCAUGAUUCAGUCCUCAGUGGUAAGAAAGGAGCUGUGCUGGAAGGGUCCUGGCCUGGAGGGCCAUGUCCAACAUGGAGUAGAGGUGGGGACGGCCCUUUGUUCCAUUGGCCAUGGAUUUCUUGGCUUGCUUGCAACACAAAUAAUUGUAUCGCUAAACUCGGUCUUGUUCCUUGCUGCUGGCAGAAGCCCAAACUACAGAGCUGGACUUGAUGGACUUGUGCUGCAUAUGCACCUGGAAUGGAGGAAAAACAGGACCACCUCAGAGAGGGCAAAGCCAUGGACAAGUCGCUGCAGUUCCUUGCACUCAGGGCAGUGGUCACUUGAGAUGAGUUUGGGGUGGGCAAGCAGGCUGCUGAUGGCUGCUGAACAUCUCCAUCUCCAUGCUGAGUGUCUCCAUCCCAACACUGAACAUCUCCAUCCCAAUGCUGAACAUCUCCAUUCCAAUGCUGAUUAUCUCCAUCUCUCUGUCUCACUGCUGAACAUCUCCAUCCCAAUGUUGAUCGUCUUCAUCCCACAGUUGAACAUCUCCAUCCCAAUGCUGAAUGUCUCCAUCCUAACAGUGAACAUCUCGAAUUCAAGACUGAACAUCUCCAUCCCAAUGCUGAACAUCUCCAUUCCAACACUGAUUAUCUCCAUCUCUCUGUCUCACUGCUGAACAUCUCCAUCCCAGUGCUGAACAUCUCUAUCCCAAAGCUGAAUAUCUCCAUCUCCAUUUUCUGAAACAUACCCUGUGAGAGUCUUAGACCCUCAGGAAGGAUGAGGACCUCGCAGUGACACCCAGCAACAAUGGAGACUCCCCCCAAAAUGUUCCCUGUUAGAAACACAUGCCCAGUACCAAGCCCUGGGGUAAAGCCAAGGCUGUGAAGCUCCCUGUUUUCCUUCCCACUCCUGUCAAAGCUCUGCCCUCCAUCAGCCAAACAAUCCUGCUCUGUCCCCAUGCCCUCUGGCUCCAGCUAGGCUCUAGCAAAUCUGAGCAGGGGGACAACACAGUUCAACAGAGUGUAGAACAGUGCUUGGAGCAUGGCAGUGCAGAGGCGGUGCCCAAAGCAAACACAGUCCUGCGAAAAAAUCCUUCCCAGCUUAGUGCACCCUUCUAAAAACACAGAGUGACUUCAGAAAAAUGUGAGAAAACAUGAGCUGCUCACCCCGAGAAGGAAAAUAGCAUGGGAGCCAUAGGAUGGAGCCUGCUGGCUGCAGCCAUGUCCCUGUUGCAGAGGAUCCUGAGGCCAUCGCGAUGCCUGGGAAGGGCUGAGCUCCCUGAAAGAGCAGUUGGAUGAUGGAUGUGGAGUUGAAAACCUCUUACAGAAGGGAUGUGCCACAGCAGCCCGCUUCAGCUCCCUCUCCAAGAGAGAUUAUUAAUUAUAAACAUUGCAAAUCUUCGUGA
Phasianus colchicus (ring-necked pheasant) is the source of this 9398-nucleotide messenger RNA. Lineage: Eukaryota; Metazoa; Chordata; Aves; Galliformes; Phasianidae. The record is from RefSeq and is a predicted model, not a curated record.